Molecule: messenger RNA, 2202 nt
Organism: Perognathus longimembris pacificus (Pacific pocket mouse)
Lineage: Eukaryota; Metazoa; Chordata; Mammalia; Rodentia; Heteromyidae
Gene: Rsad1
Product: radical S-adenosyl methionine domain containing 1
Exons: 9
Coding region: 86-1453 (455 amino acids)
Biological process (GO): porphyrin-containing compound biosynthetic process
Cellular component (GO): cytoplasm
Molecular function (GO): coproporphyrinogen oxidase activity; 4 iron, 4 sulfur cluster binding
Source: RefSeq, a predicted model, not a curated record
CAGCUCAGCCUAGCGUGCAGCAGUGCGCCCCGGGCGCGCCGUCUCGGUCUCCGGCUCAGGUCUCUAGCUUGCUUCCGGACCCGCCAUGGUUCUCUCAUGUGCGCGGGCCCGCAGCUGGGUGGCCGUAGCCAAAGGGGCCCAAAGGCACCACCUAGCGGACAAUGUGGGAGGAUCCCUUCGUUCCGAACCCGCGACCCGGCGGGCGGCUCUUUACGUGCACUGGCCGUACUGCGAGAAGCGAUGCAGCUACUGCAACUUCAACAAGUACAUCGCCCGCAGUGGCCUGGAGGAGGCCGCCUUGCGGAGCUGCCUGGUGACCGAGACCCAGACUCUGCUUCAGCUCAGCGGGGUGCGAAGGGUAGAGUCAGUGUUCUUUGGCGGGGGCACCCCCAGUCUGGCCAGCCCCCACACAGUGGCCGCUGUCCUGGAGGCCGUAGCACAGGCAGCUUAUCUGCCUGCAGAUUCCGAAGUCACACUGGAGGCGAAUCCCACUUCAGCCCCAGGCCCUAGGCUGGCAGCGUUUGGAGCAGCAGGGGUCAACAGAUUGUCCAUCGGUCUGCAGUCCCUGGAUGACACUGAGCUUCAACUGCUGGGGCGGACACACUCAGCCAGUGAUGCCCUACAGACAUUGGCAGAGGCCCGGCGCCUCUUCCCUGGCCGUGUAUCUGUGGAUCUGAUGCUGGGGCUGCCAGCCCAGAAGGUGGGGCCGUGGCUGGGGCAGCUGGAGGAACUGCUGUGCCACUGUGAUGAUCAUCUCUCCCUCUACCAGCUGUCCCUGGAGCGAGGUACCUCACUCUUCACCCAGGUACAGCAGGGCACCCUUCCCGCCCCUGACCCAGAACUGGCCGCUGAAAUGUACCAGGAAGGUCGCGCCAUUCUGAGAGAGGCUGGCUUCCGUCAGUAUGAGGUCUCCAACUUUGCCCGGAACGGGGCGCUCAGUACCCACAAUUGGACUUACUGGCAGUGUGGUCAGUACCUUGGCAUUGGGCCCGGGGCCCAUGGACGAUUUGUGCCCCAGGGGGCUGAAGGCCUCCCCCGGGAGGCUCGGAUCCAGACGCUGGAGCCUGACAACUGGAUGAAGGAGGUGAAGCUGUUCGGACAUGGAACCCGGAAACGUGUCCCUCUGGGCAAGCUGGAGCUGCUGGAGGAGUGCGUGGCCCUGGGGCUGCGCACUGACGUGGGGAUCACUCACCAGCACUGGCAGCAGUUUGAGCCCCAGCUGACACUGUGGGACGUGUUUGGAGCAAGCACAGAGGUGAAGGAGCUGCUAGAGCAGGGCCUGUUGUUGCUGGAUCACAGGGGUCUCCGGUGUUCCUGGGAGGGUCUGGCUGUGUUGGACUCUUUGUUGCUGACCCUUCUGCCUCGACUCCAAGAGGCCUGGCAGCAGAGGACCCCUGUGCCAGGAGAUUGGUCAGCUGUUCCUGUGUCCCAGGACAAUGCCAGACAGACUUAGAGGGCUAGACCUGCACUGUGGACAUCUCUGUUAGCGGUGCCAUCUCUUCUUCAAGUGACCAGUGCCUGGCUCUCACAUUCCCAAGGGGAAUGGUUCAGAUGAGGGUGGGGAAGAACAUUUCGGUCUGGAAACUGGUGUUCCACUCAGCAGCUCGAGACCCACAGCACCAGCACGUGGCUAUCAUCUGCGCCAGCUUUUGAUGGCCAUUUUGAUACCCAAACAAUGACCUAUGUUUGGAAGUCUUUCAACAGAGAAUUGCCUAAGAGAAGGCUUCCUCACUCUGGAGUGAGAGGCAGCUGCGUGAGUCAGAAACACUGAAUCCGCUCCAGGUAUUUGAAGCAGGAAGAAAUUUAAUAUAGGAAGAAGAUAUUUACAAAACCAUUGGGUUUUUAGAGUUAAGGGUGCUUGUUUUAUAGAAGGACUCAUAUUCUGGAUGUAUCUGAUUGUUUCCCAGGGAUUGGAUUCAAGGUGAAUAUUUUUAGUAAGAAUAUUAUGUGGAAGCUGGGCAGCAGUAGCUCACACUUGUAAUACUAGCUACUUAGGCAACUGAGAUCAAGGUUUGAUACCAGUCCAGACAGAGAAGUCCAUGAGACACUAACCCCAAAAUAACUAGUACAAAGCUAAGCUGGAGGUGUGGCUCAAAUGUAGAUUGCCAGCCAAGCAAGCUCAAGGCCCUGAGUACAAACUCCAGCACAAAACAGAAUACUAUGUAAAGCUGAGUGCCGGUGGCUCAUGCCUGUAAUCCUAGC